CCCAGCGCCGGUUGGAAGCGCGGUUUGAAGGUUGCACAUUUACGACGUUAGACUGGUACGCGAGUCACAAGUCCAACUGAGCUACUUUCUAGUGAACUCUUAUCAGCAGUUUUUGAGUGUGUGAUUGUAUGUGUGUACUUCCACGCAGCCUAUCAUAGGCUCCGGUGUUUUAUCUCACGUAUUUAUUUGGAACGACCUGGUCGACCAUCUCGGUUUGGAACUUGUCCAACUGGUAACCAGGCAACGCAGUCCAAACACACACAAGGUGCCAAUUUCUCCAGCAGCAGCGUCCGAUAAUACGCUGCUCGGUCGAACUUUACAAUAUUUCUACGGGCUGCGUUGUUUCUAAUAUUAUACAUCACAAACUCAAUACCAAAUGUCGGAAAUGUCAGAACUUUUGGUGUCCAGGCCUCAUUUUGACAGCCGGUAUGUGGCGCAAGAAGGGCAGCCUCUGAAAGACCCCGAGGCGACAGUCAAGGAAGACUUUUACCCGUCCUCUGGGCUAGCGACCGCGGGAUUCCGGUCCGCCAAAUACACCACGGAAGAGUGGCACUCCAACAACUAUUCCAUCCUCCACCAAGCCGUUAACGACCGGAACCAUGCCGAGAAGAUUUGCCUCGAGUCGAAAGCUUUCAGCUCGGCGGCGGAGGCCGAGAGUCUGCGCGCACAGUCGGAGGGCACGCGGCACCUGGGAGAGAGACUACAAGACAUCCACUUCUGGAAGUCCGAACUGCAGCGGCACAUCGAAGAGCUGGUGGCCGAGACGGACCUCCUUCUGGGGCUGAAAAGACGUCUGGAGAAGGCGCUGGACACCACAGAGAUACCCUUCGCCAUCGCCACCGACAACCUGAGCUGCCGGGAGCGGCGGCUGGGACCGGACCUUGUCAAAGACCGCGUGGAGGAGGAACUUAUCAAGGAGGUGGAUCUCAUCAAAAGCAUCCAGUCGCUGCUGAAGAGAACUCACAGUCAGGUCGUCAGUCAGAUUAAGAGUAACAGGGAAGCUAAGCAGACCCUGGAGCUGGACUGGUCUGAUAAGGAACAGGCCUACAGCCUUGAUGAACAGUGUGGCCGCUUGAACAACAUGAGCUCACACACACAGUACCACGCCAGCUCUGCUGCAGCACAGGACCAGGUGAGUAACGGCAAGGCCUGGGUGAGCUCCACGCGGGCGGGCGUGGCGGGGGCGUUGCGUGAGGAGCGGGCCAGCGCGGAGCUGCGGGGGCUGGGGGGGCGCGUGCUGCUGGACACGGCCGAGGACCUGCGCGCCCAGAGCAGCUGCGUGGAGCGAGCCUUCAGCCACCGCUGCCAGGAGAUCAGCCUCGCACAUAGCCAGCUGGAGACACACCUGGGGGAGGUCCUGCAGCAGGUGGGGGCCCAGGAGAGGAGUGUGUUGUCCCUGCAGCAAAGUCUCCAGAACACCCAGCCCCCGCUGAGGGUGGCCCAGACCAGGCUGCACCUGCGCUCCUUCAGGCCCCACAUGGAGCUCUGCAGAGACCCGCCCCAGCUCAGCCUGGUGGAGGAGGAGGCCCAGAUCCGGGCCAGGAGGGACAGCCUGCAGCAGCAGCUGUCUGGGGCGCGGGCCUCGCUGGCCUCCCUGGAGCAGAGCCGCAUGGCUCUGGAGAAGGACCUGGGCUGUAAGAGGCACUCCCUGCUCAUCGACCUGCACAAGUGCCUGGCUCACCGUGCCCGCUACCCCUCCGUCACCGCCCUGUCGGGACACUGAGGCACCGCUCACACACACACACACACUUGUCUGUGUGUGUUGUGGUGUGUGUGAUUGAUAUAUGAUGCCCAUGUGAUAAUGCUGGGCUGUAGUGUGUGUGUGUGUGUGUGUGUGUGACAAGGGUGCUGUAGUGUGUCUGUGUGUGUGUGGUUGUCUUUAAAUGUUUUAGUUCAGGACAAACUAGGUUUUUGUGAUGUGUGGCUUCCCAGCUGUGUGUGGUGUCUUGUUGUGUAGUUGCUGCUGUUUUGUAGUCAGUAAUAAAGC
Molecule: messenger RNA, 1987 nt
Organism: Osmerus eperlanus (European smelt)
Lineage: Eukaryota; Metazoa; Chordata; Actinopteri; Osmeriformes; Osmeridae
Gene: tekt4
Product: tektin 4
Exons: 6
Coding region: 377-1723 (448 amino acids)
Biological process (GO): cilium assembly; cilium movement involved in cell motility
Cellular component (GO): sperm flagellum; nucleus; microtubule cytoskeleton
Source: RefSeq, a predicted model, not a curated record